UCUAAGCUUUAAAUUAUAUCUACAAAAAUCGAAUGAAAUUAAUAAAAAAUAAUGUAACUAAACGGUUGAUCAAACAUUAUCCGCGUUUAAAAUGCCACAAACUGUUAAAACAUGGCCAUAAAGUUGCUCGCCCUAUAUAUAAAUCAACAUUCAAAAUUUAACUGGGUUUCACCUGGUCUCAUUAUGUAAUUAACUAAUUAAAAGUUGCACUAACGAUUGCCCACCCCCUCCAACUGAUGAAUAGAUUUGAAAGCAAAUAUGCAGAAGUUCUUAGUUGUCGGGUACAGUAUCAGUUUGCGUGUGUUAAAGGAUAUAGAUCUCGAGAACACCAUGAGCAAACUAAUGAUUUUGACGGUUUUGUCGGUGGCGGCGAGUGCUUGGGGCUAUUCAGCAGGAGCUCCUGAAGCCGUAUGCGGCAACAUGACACCUAACCAUCCAGUCAGCGCGCAAAAAACUCGCUUUCCCUACAAAGUUUCAGUCUCUAGCGACACAAUCAAAGCUGGAGAAGAAACAAAAAUUAACAUUUCAGGAAAACAGUUCAAAGGAUUCCUCGUUGAAGUGAGGGAUGGAGAUCAAGCUGUAGGUUCGUUCCAGAUCCCUGCCGACGACAAAUAUUUGAAAGCAAUCAAUUGCAAUGGAAUUAAAGGCAGCGGUGCCACUCACAAAAACAAGGUUGAGAAAUCAGACAUUUCACUCACAUGGAAAGCUCCAUCUACAGCGGGAAAAUACACCGUAUAUGCCACUGUUGCGCUUGAUGGGCUGACUUUCUGGGUAGCCAAACCAAGUGGAACAAUCAACGUAGUAUAAUUUAAACGGAAAACACCCGAGGAACAUGCGGAUAAUAACGAUUUAUGGGUUUUGCCCAAAGUAGACAUAUCAGAAGAUCGCUUGCUAGAAUAUUUAGAUGGUUUCCUAUAAGUCGCUAACAAAAACUAUCCUCUACAGUUGAAUUAAAUCAAUUAAAACAUAAGAUUCAAUUUAUUUAAGUAUAAACUUAGAUAUUACUAGACCUAAGUAGUGAUCCAGUAACUGCAAACAGUUUUACGGUUGCUCCCAUUAUAGGUUUCAAUCCUUUGCAAACAACUAACGUGUGAAAACAAUAAAGUAUGAAAUGUGACAUAAUCGCUGGAUCAAGUGCAUUUUCAUCGGUGUUUAUUUUACUCAAUAAAUAAGGUCAUCACAAUUUUCCCAUGAACUACGUUCACAAUCUAGCAAGCAAACGUAUGAAAGUCUACACUAGAGUUGCAACCACCUGUUUAAAUGAACAAAAACCUUAUCUGAAAUGUCUCCAAACCUCUUAAAAAAAUGGCCAAAUUGAGAUGAAGCAAACCAUCCCAUUUCACGCACCUUUCUUCGAAGCUUCAACAUUGAAUCGAAUUAUCUGUCCAGUUUAACUUCAGCAUAAAAUAAACUAGUGACUUAAA
Molecule: messenger RNA, 1424 nt
Organism: Dendroctonus ponderosae (mountain pine beetle)
Lineage: Eukaryota; Metazoa; Arthropoda; Insecta; Coleoptera; Curculionidae
Gene: l(2)34Fc
Product: putative defense protein Hdd11
Exons: 5
Coding region: 259-807 (182 amino acids)
Molecular function (GO): oxidoreductase activity, acting on metal ions
Source: RefSeq, a predicted model, not a curated record